UUCCCAGGUGAGGCUAAAACAACUGUCGCACCUUUUGUACAAGGUGGCGUUAGUGAUGGCCAGUGGCAUUCAGUUCAGCUUCACUAUUACAACAAGGACAGCCUGCACCUGCUGGACUCCAGUGGGGUGCUGCGCGUCCAUCUCUAUACCGCCUGGCUGGAGCUCACUCAUAAGGAGCCGAAGAUAAGUCAUUUGGGGUUGCCUCAAGGUCCGUCAGGUGAGAAGGUGGCAGUAGUUGCGGUGGAUGACUGUGACAUCGGCAUGGCUGUGCGUUUUGGCAGUCAGAUCGGCAACUACUCCUGCGCUGCCCAGGGCACCCAGACGGGACAAAAGAAGUCUUUGGAUCUCACUGGGCCUCUUCUGCUUGGUGGGGUGCCCAACCUUCCAGAAGAUUUCCCCAUACGGAACCGGGACUUUGUGGGUUGCAUGAGGAACCUGAUGAUUGACAGUAAAUCCAUAGACAUGGCCAGUUACAUCGCUAACAAUGGCACCACUGAAGGUUGUCCGGCAAAGAAGAACUUCUGCUAUGAGGGUUUGUGUCAGCACGGUGCUCAGUGUGAAAAUAAGUGGAACACCUACUUUUGUGACUGUCCUGAAGGCCGGGGCGGCAAGAACUGUGAUCAGGUAAUGCCUUCACCGCAGCACUUCGAUGGUCGUGCCAUGGUGUCGUGGAUUGACCCUGACAUCACCAUUGCUGUGCCCUGGUACAUAAGUCUAAUGUUUCGCACCAGACAGAGCAGUGGAAAUGCAACCCUACUGCAAGUCAACGCUGGCGACGCAUCUCAAGUUAACCUUCUGAUAAGGGACAAGUAUGUGCGCUUUGAAGUACUGUUGGGAGAGUAUAAAGUGGCCACGCUGGAUUUCCCAGAGGUCCGAGUGAAUGAUGGGGAAUGGCACCACCUCCUCCUGGAGCUGAGGAGCAGCAAAGAUGGGAAGGACACAAAGUACAUGGCACAUGUUUUCCUGGACUACGACAUGUUCAUGAAGUCAGCAGAGAUUGGAAAUGAGCUGCCUGGACUCAAACUGAGGAGUCUGUUCAUAGGUGGACUUCUGGGACAGAGUAACAAUGUCCACCAGGGUCUUAAAGGAUGCAUGCAGGGUGUCAGGAUGGGGGAGACUGCUACCAACACGGCUAACAUCAACAUGCAGCAGGCAUUAAAGAUCCAUGUGGAAGAAGGCUGUGAUAUGGCCAACCCCUGCGACUCCAACAUCUGCCCUGACAACAGCCAGUGCACAGAUCAUUGGAAUGCACACACCUGCGUCUGUGACCCCGGUUUCUUUGGCAAAGAAUGUGUUGAUGCAUGUCGUCUGAAUCCCUGUAAGCAUUUGUCCACGUGUGUUCAUAAGCCGAGCUCCUCUCAUGGUUACACAUGUGAGUGCAGUCAGGACUACUAUGGACAGUACUGUGAGAACAAAGUGGAAAAACCAUGUCCUCAGGGUUGGUGGGGUAGCCCCAUGUGUGGCCCUUGCAACUGUGAUGCCAGCAAAGGCUUCAACCCUGACUGCAACAAGACUACUGGAGAAUGCCGCUGCAAAGACAACUAUUAUCAACCAAAGGACAGUGACACCUGUUUCCCCUGUGACUGCUUUCAUUUGGGCACCAAUUCACGUACCUGUGACCCAGAGACGGGUCAGUGCCCCUGCAAGGCGGGUGUGAUUGGCCGACAGUGCAACGGCUGUGACAGCCCCUUUUCUGAAGUGACUAGCACAGGUUGUCAGGUUGUAUAUGAGGGCUGCCCAAAGGUCUUUGACGUUGGAAUCUGGUGGCCCAGGACCAGUUUUGGACGCCCAGUAGCCAUGAAUUGUCCCAAGGGAUCUGUUGGUACUGCUGUCAGACACUGCAGUGAUGAGAAAGGCUGGCUUCCCCCUGAGCUCUUCAACUGUACCACCAUCACAUUCUCCCAACUCAAGAAACUGAAUGAGGAGUUGCAUCAUAAUGAAUCAACAAUGGAUGGGCAGAAAUCAAAGGAAAUGGCUUGGAUGUUAAAGAAUGCCACUGACCAGACCAAGUCCUUUUAUGGAAACGAUGUUAAGACAACCUACCAGCUUAUAUCCUGGAUCCUGCACUAUGAGAGCCAACAGCAGGGCUUUAACAUGGCCGCCAUGCGUGACGCCAAAUUCAACGAGAACAUAGUGAAGGCUGGCAGUGCAAUCCUGGAUGCCAGUAAUAAACGACACUGGGAUCAAAUACAGAGAACAGAGGGAGGCACGACACAUCUUUUGAAAAACUUUGAGGAAUAUGCCAACACUGUGGCGCAGAACAUGAGGAAGACCUACCUGAAACCCUUCAUCAUUGUAACCAAGAAUAUGGUUUUUGCAGUUGAUUAUCUGGAUGCCAUUUAUCCAGAUGAGGCAAAAAUCCCUCGUUUUCAAAUGACUGACCAGGAGUGUCCCAAAGACCUCAAGUCAUCUGUUAUUUUCCCAGAAUUUAGUUAUAAGUCUUCAGAGUAUAAAGAAUCUCACACCAGGUCUAAUGAAGAACAUGAUCUGGCUACAAACAAGGGGAAAAGGCAUGCAGAGAGUUUGCCACCAUUUCCUGUGGCUGCAGUUAUCAUCUAUAAAUCUCUGGGCCAUCUCCUACCAGAGCACUAUGACCCUGACCGCCGCAGUCUCAGGUUGCCAAACCGUCCAGUCAUUAACACACCUAUCAUAAGCACAAUUGUGUAUAGUGAAGGCGAGCCAUUGCAUAUUCCUCUGGAGCGACCAAUCACACUGGACUACAAUCUUCUGGAGACAGAGGAGAGAACUAAACCUGUGUGUGUGUUCUGGAAUCACUCUAUCACUGUUGGUGAAACAGGUGCCUGGUCACCUAAAGGAUGUUACCUCAUCUACAGAAACCACACCCACAUCAGCUGCCAAUGCAGUCACAUGACCAGCUUUGCCGUGCUUAUGGACAUUUCCAAGAGAGAGCAUGGUGAUGUUCUCCCCCUGAAGAUUGUCACCUACGCCACAGUCUCCGCCUCUCUACUGGCACUCCUCCUCACCUUCAUCCUGCUGGCUAUCCUACACAAACUACGCCCUAACCUUCACAGGAUCCACAAGAACCUGGUGGCUGCCUUGUUCUUCUCUGAGCUGGUCUUCCUUAUUGGAAUCAACCAGACUGACAAUCCGUUUGUGUGCACAGUGAUAGCCAUCCUUCUUCACUACUUCUACAUGUGUACAUUCGCCUGGACAUUUGUGGAGGGUUUGCACAUUUACCGUAUGCUCACUGAAGUCAGAAACAUCAACCAUGGACAAAUGCGCUUCUACUACGCCAUUGGCUGGGGGAUACCUGCUAUUAUUACAGGUCUGGCUGUGGGUUUGGAUCCUCAGGGAUAUGGGAACCCUGACUUCUGCUGGCUGUCUGUACAUGACACCCUCAUCUGGAGUUUCGCGGGACCCAUCGCUGUAGUGGUGCUAGUCAACAUCAUAAUCUUUGUGCUGGCGGCGAAGGCGUCAUGUGGCCGUAGGCAGUUUUCCUAUGAGAAGUCUGGAGUCAUUCCUGCUCUGCGAAUGGCCUUUCUGCUACUGUUGCUCAUUAGUGCCACCUGGCUGCUGGGUUUAAUGGCUGUUAACAGUGAUGUCAUGACCUUCCACUACCUGUUUGCCAUCUUCAGCUGUCUGCAGGGCAUGUUCAAUAAAGAGGUGAGGAAAAAUCUGAAAAAUUUAUUCACAGGGAAGAAACCAUUACCUGAUGAGACCAGCACCACACGCAUCGCCCUACUGACGCGCACACUGAACUGUAAUAACACAUACAUGGAGGACGACAUACUAUAUCGCUCGGCCAUUGGCGAAUCAACGGUGUCUCUGGAGAGCACAGUCAGGUAUGAAUUGGGUCAGAAACCCAGUGUUUCAUCUGUAAAUGCUAAAGCUAGACAGACUGACAGCUCACUCUUCUGUAAUGGCACUAAAGCAGAUGACUCAGAUUCAGACAGCGAGAUCUCCGUGGAUGAACACAGCAGCUCAUAUGCCUCCUCUCACUCAUCUGACAGUGAGGACGAGGACAUGGACAUGAAGCCUAAGUGGAAUAAUGAGAGACAACCAGUACACAGCACGCCAAAGGUGGACUCUGUGUCUAAUCAUGUCAAGCCUUUCUGGCCGACUGAAGCCAUGACAGCCAGUGACAGUGAAGAUCCCGUAGGAGCAGAGAGACUGAGAGUGGAGACUAAAGUUAACGUGGAGCUUCAUCAGGAAAAUAAACUUAAUCACACUGGAGAGACCACUCAGGAUAAAGACCAUCCACCACCCUCCAUCCAAGCCAACAGCAACCACCAGCCUGAACAGAGGAAGGGUAUUCUAAAGAAUAAGAUUACAUAUCGUCCUCCACUCACGGACAAAAACAUGAAAAACAAACUUAGGGAGAAGUUAUUGGACUACAACCCCCCCACCAUCUCCUCCAGCGUGCCCUCUAUAGCCUCUAAUGAUGGGGUCAACGGCCAGAACAUCCUAAUCAAGCCCCCUCAUCGGCUGAAUGUCCCACCACGAGAACAGCAGAACGGCAUUGCCAUGAAUCUGAGGUCAGGGACUGUUAAUGGCGGCAACCAGUCAGACUCUGAGAAACCUGAGAAACUUCUGCCCUCGUGAGGAGCCUUGACUGUGGGAGGAAGGUAGAAAGUGAAGGAAGAUUACCCAAAGACCCUCCCUAUAGGUGCACCAUGCUCUCCAAUGUGCCCCUGGGGUCUAGGCUCCAUUGGAGAAUAGUAUUACUGCAGACAUCUGCCUGUUAAAUGAAUGAUAAGGAAAGAAAAGGGAAUGUAUGUAAAUAUGCAAGACAUGGUCAGCAAGGAUUUAUAGAAACUGUGCCAAACAGGGGGGCACGCUCUGACUGCGUGACAGGUGGACUUAAAGAGACACAUAAGAUUCUCUGUCAUUUUGUAAACUUUACUACUAGUGCUCCUUAAAACUGUGCAAGUGUGCACACGAUCACACAAGGCUGGAACUGUGUAGAGACAUUUUCUGAUCACGAAGCAUAAAUCACAGAAUGCUGAAAUUUUUCCCAUGUGCCCGGUCGGAACGUCCUCAUAGAGGGGAUCCGUCUCUUAUCUAAUACCUUCCUUGUGUAAUUACUGUAUAUAUAUAUAUAUAUAUGUGUAAAAUUUUUGCUGUUGUUUUGAAAUUGUAAUAUUUGAAGGCCAUUUGUACAUUGAAAAGCGUUUUAAUAACAUUUAAUGUAAAAUUAUUUUUUAUCCAAUGUGGUUAAAUCAAAAAUGUUUUGAACUUGAUUUGCAGGGUAAAUAAUUUGGGCUUCUAUAGUGCUGUAGUCCCAAAACAUAAGACUAAAAGUCUAUUAAAAAUACUGUUCAACUUUAACUAUAUUCAGUGACGAUGUUUAAUAACAUUUGAACUGUGAAGAACAACCCCAUAGACUUAAGGAUAUGAAAUAAUGUGUUUUAUUUAGUAAUUAAGUGACAGUUCACAGGUCGUAUUCCAAAGAAGCAGCAGUGAAAAAGACUUGCAGGUGUUCAAAAUCAUUUAUCACAAAAGACACUGGAUUUCUUAUGACAUAGCUGUAUUUUUUUUUUUUUUUUAUUGAGACACUGGAAAAAAAAAUUGAAGUAAAAUAAAAAAAUAAUAAAAAGAAAGUUAUGCUA
Carassius auratus (goldfish) is the source of this 5570-nucleotide messenger RNA. RefSeq names its product cadherin EGF LAG seven-pass G-type receptor 1-like. Gene Ontology annotation, molecular function: calcium ion binding; G protein-coupled receptor activity. The annotation marks the transcript as partial. The record is from RefSeq and is a predicted model, not a curated record. Gene Ontology annotation, biological process: cell surface receptor signaling pathway; G protein-coupled receptor signaling pathway. The transcript has 32 exons. Lineage: Eukaryota; Metazoa; Chordata; Actinopteri; Cypriniformes; Cyprinidae. Gene Ontology annotation, cellular component: plasma membrane.